Messenger RNA from Oppia nitens, 1405 nucleotides. RefSeq lists its product as uncharacterized. Gene Ontology annotation, cellular component: autophagosome; cytoplasm. The transcript has a single exon. The record is from RefSeq and is a predicted model, not a curated record. Gene Ontology annotation, molecular function: ATP binding; protein serine/threonine kinase activity. The coding region runs from base 71 to 1405 and encodes 444 amino acids. Gene Ontology annotation, biological process: protein autophosphorylation; peptidyl-serine phosphorylation; autophagosome organization. NCBI's taxonomy places the organism in Eukaryota, Metazoa, Arthropoda, Arachnida, Sarcoptiformes, Oppiidae.
UUAAAAUAUUUUUUACUGAAAAAAAUAUUCAAUCAUCRAUUGAUCGGAUCUAAACCAAAUAUCUUCGUCAAUGGCAUCCAAUCGUAGUGCUGGUGGUGGUGGUGGUCGUCGUCGUCGUCGUCGUCAACGGAAAUUAAAUAGAAGAGCACAGAAAGCCGAGUUCUGGCCACAUGUCGUGGAUCCACAAUAUCGGGAUCACAUCGUGAAAGUACACCAAGGAUUAGCUGACUAUAGUAAUGACUUUGACCAGAAUGUACUUCAGGCACCAUUUGGUACGGCAGCGGGUAAUACGUUCAGUGAUCUGUACGAAUGGGACGACACUAUUCAACAAUAUAAACGUAAAAAAGGUCGAAUCAAAAUUCCGAAGUGGCGACCAAUUCAGGGACCGGCCAAUUGGGAUCAGUUGUGGCCAACCUAUGAUGAUAUCGGUCAAGACUAUCUGAGACCGGAUCCAACUCCCAAUGCAUCGAAUGUGCCGCGACCUCUACAUAGAGAUCAGUUGAACUAUUUGAAGAAAUCGGGCGAAGCGUACGAUAAAUUAAAAUUUAUAAAAAUGUUGGGCGAAGGAGCUUUCGGAUCGGUCUGGGAGGUCAAAGCUCGCCAUUGGGAUGACAGUAAAAAACGAUACGAAAAAGUAGAGUUGGCCGUUAAGAUAUUGCGAUUGGAUUCGUCAACAGACAAUAGACUAACAUACGACAUGCAUUAUCUUUUGCUGGACAUGUAUCAGCUUCGAUACCUCAAACAUCCAUACAUAGUGAAGUACUACGACAUUAUCGGUAUUCCCGAUCAAGUGACCGGUUUUCCUUACGCCCGGUGCCUAAUAUUGAUGGAACUGUGCAAAGGCGACGUUCAAACUCUUCUUGAGGAACAGCCGGAUGAACGCAUGGAUGAACRCCACACUCGCCAUUUGAUGUACUGUAUGGCCAGUGCUGUACAGUAUAUACACAACCAACGGGUGGUCCACUUUGAUAUCAAACCGUUGAACAUUUUUUUGCAUCCGCAGAGCAGUACCUACAAAUUAGGUGAUUUCGGAGUGGCCGUUAGCUACGCGGACAAUGUGCCCAUGGAGACCGAUAGCAAUUCAGGUUCACCAUUCUAUCAGGCACCGGAAUUAAUGGAUUAUAUGCCCGAUCCAGUGGAGAGCCCUCCGUGCGAUAUCUUCUCAUUGGGCAUGACUUUUAUGCAAUGUCUGUUUGGUUACGAACAUAUCGUAGAGGGAAUGACUGAGUUGACACCAGAUACAUAUGUCUAUCAAAUCUCGUUACUCAAUACACCCGAUUGUUUAUUAUCUAAUCCGCCGACACUGAGCGCCGAAGCCAUCAAACUAUUGCUGGCAAUGACUGAACUUAAUCCAUCCGACAGAUUUACCAUUGAUCAGGUAGUAAAUGAUGUUUGGUUACAAUAA